CCGAGUCCCUGAUCGGCGAACAAUUGUAGCUCCUGGGAACGCGAUGGGAGAUGAUGGGGGGGAAACGCGCCCCCGGUAGGUUCCAUAAGUCGUUUGUAUAAGCAGCUGCGGCUGCUAUUUCAAUCUUCGUGUUGCUCUUCUGGCUUCUUUGCUGCUCUAUUGUACUACUUUGAGAAUGCCAUACAUCGUCGGUCUUAACAGCGGCUCGUCGUUCGACGGCGUUGAUGCCGUCCUAUGUUCCAUCGACAUUGCGCCAGAUGGACAUCCUACCAAGCCUGUAUACGUGGAUGCCAUCACCGUGGACUGGCCCGAAGUGCUCCAGCCGCUGAUUCUCAGAGCAUUCAACAAUGACCUGACGCUCUUUGAGAUGACUCGUCUUAACUACGCUGCCGGCGCUGUCUACGCUGAAGCCACAAAUCAACUCCUCGAAAAGGCGGGCAUCAGAGCCGAAGACGUCGAGAUCCUUGGCUAUGACGGCCAGACCGUGUACCAAGAGCCUCCAAAUCGCAAGCUCAUGAAGGAAUUCGCCGAAAGCGGCUCGAAAAGCUUAGUAGACAAAUGGCUGAAAGGUGGCUACCCGUGCGGCUACUUCAUCGUCGAGUCUGGUGUGGUGGCAGGAUUGACGAACAUCACAACAGUCACCCAGUUCAGACCUCUGGAUCAUGCUCUUGGUGGCUCAGCUGCCCCUCUGAUGCAAUACCUGGACUUUGUCUCUUUCAGAAAUGAAGAGCAUCCCACCACCACACUCAACAUCGGAGGCAUCGCGAAUCUACAAUUGGCCGACAAGGAUCGAAGUAGGAUGAUGGCGUUCGACACAGGCCCGGGAAACGUCAUGCUGGAUCACGUCGUGAAGGCACGAACCGGACGUGGCUAUGACAAGAACGGCGAGCUCGCUGCGCGAGGCAAGAUUAUCGAACCGCUGCUAGAGGAGCUGAAACAACAUGACUUCUUCAAGCGGAACCCCCCUCGGUCGGCAUGGCGUCUGGACUUUGGUGCAAGCUACGCGGACGACGUGCUUGCACGGCACAGCUCCGCGUCCACUGAAGACCUCUUAGCCACCCUCGCCGAGUUUACCGCCUACAGCAUCGAAGAGAGCUUGACAAGAUUCGUCCUUCCGAAAGCGGACGUCAAAAGGCUGAUCGCGAGUGGUGGCGGUACCAGGAAUGCCCAUCUCAUGAACAGGCUGUCGGCUCGACUGCUGAGGCACGGCGUGAAGACCGUCGUCUCCGACGAAGUAGGUCUCCCAGCCGCUUAUAAAGAAGCUAUCAAAUUCGCUACCUUGGCGUUCGCGGCAAGCAAGGGGCUUGCAAAUAACAUUCCAGCUGCUGGCGGCGCCUCGUGUUAUGCAACUCUUGGGAAGUUGACUCUUGCACCACGCCACACGAGGAACGCAGGAGCAAUGCCAACAGCUGGGUGGUACGCUGUCAAAGAAGCGGCGACCAACGGCGUGACUACGAAUGGAAAUGGCGUGUUCACCAAUUGGCACUAGGCAAGAUCGAGGAUAAUGUAGUCAUGGAAUUCAAGUGCAGCGAUAUGCUUCCUAGAUGCUUG
Messenger RNA from Verruconis gallopava, 1551 nucleotides. RefSeq lists its product as uncharacterized. Gene Ontology annotation, biological process: peptidoglycan turnover; amino sugar metabolic process. Gene Ontology annotation, molecular function: ATP binding; phosphotransferase activity, alcohol group as acceptor. The transcript is spliced from 2 exons. Bases 176 to 1489 code for a protein of 437 amino acids. The record is from RefSeq and is a predicted model, not a curated record. Lineage: Eukaryota; Fungi; Ascomycota; Dothideomycetes; Venturiales; Sympoventuriaceae.